UUCUGUGCUCCUUUUUGUGCGAGCGUGUGUUUGCAGAAAGAGAGAGACAAAACAUGAGCCAGCCGAGCGGAAUUCUGGAGCAGGAGCUGAGCUGUGCUAUAUGUCUUCAGCUUUACAAUGAUCCGGUGUCCUUGCCUUGUGGACACAGCUACUGCUUGGCCUGUGUUCAGACCAGCCAGAAAUCAGACCUACCCGGGGAUCAACCGCGCUGCCCAGAGUGCAGACAGGAGUACAAUGGCUUGGAGAGUUUGCUCAGAAACUUCAAACUAUGUGGAAUAGUGGAGGGUUACCGCAUGGCCAUGUCUGCCGGUGGCUUUAAAAUGGGCAAAUCAGUGGUGCCAUGUGACCAGUGCUUGGACGGAACAGAACCUGCUGUGAAGACCUGCCUUCACUGUGAGACCUCUCUGUGUCAAGGUCAUUUAAAAAAGCACCAAGAACGCCACAGGUCCAAAAGUCACGCACUUGUAGAGCCACUGCCUGACCAGGACCAGAGGAAAUGUCCCGAACACAGACGAGAGCUCGAGUUUCUGUGCUUGGAGGACCGCAGUUUUCUCUGCAACGAGUGUGUAAUUGAAGGAAAGCACCGAGACCAUGAGGUCCAGAUGUUUGAAGCUGCUAAGAGUGACCUGAAGCGAGUGUUGGAAGGGCUAGAGAAGGCCACGUAUGACCGGCUCCAGAUGACCGAAGCUCUGCUCAGGAGGUCUCAGGACAGCGUGAGAAACCCAGAGACGAGUGUAGAUAUGCUAGCAGCCAAGGCUACAGCACUGCUGGACAGCAUGGCAGCACAAAUCACUGCUUACAAGGAGCGUAUGAGAAUACUUAUAGAAGAUGAAGUACGUGAGUGCAAUAAAGCCUGGCAGGCGAGUGUGACCGCCCUGAGGGAAUACCAGCACCAGCUUAGCGAUGCCCAGCGCUCCGCCAGCGAGUUACUCUCCUCCUCCCCUGCCGACUUUCUCUUCCUGCAGCUCUACAUUAACCUGGAGUCGCGGCUACGUCAGGCAGCUAAUGUGACCAUCCCGAGCCUUCCAGCGCCUCAACCUACCGACACCAAGCGGCUUCGGGCCGGCCUUAGCACAGACACCUUCAGAUCAGAGCUGACCCAAGAACUCCAGAACCUCCAUAGCUUGAUGAAUCCGCUGGACCUUAGCUUCAAUCCUGCUACGCUACAUAACAGCCUUAUUCUGUCCAUGGAUUUACUGACUGUGAAGUACUGGAGUGGGGCAAAACCCAACCUUAGCAAUGGAGACCAGAUCGAACGCUUCACCGCCGCAGUGCAGGUCAUGUGUUCCCAGGGGUUUGCGCAAGGCGUCCACGUGUGGACAGUGGAGCUAGGUCCACACUGCAUGUGGUCAGUUGGGCUUUGUUAUGCUAGCAUCCCCCGCAAAGGUGACCACAGCAAGCUUGGGCACAACACCCUCUCCUGGAGGCUGCAGUGGAAAAACAAGAAGUUGACGGCAUGCCAUGAUUCCAUCAGCACCACCGUGGGCGAUGGGUCUGCAGUGCCACCCAAAAGGCUGGAGGUGGCGCUAGAUUAUGACGGAGGCUCACUAGCUUUCUAUAGCGUUACAGCUAAAGGGAGGAAGCUUCAUCUACACACGUUUAGAGCUGCGUUCAAGGAGACGGUGUAUCCCGCAUUCGGGCUGCACUCGACCACCGGCGAGUCUUGGAUCACGCUGGUGAAUGCGGCCAUAUAACCUGUACAUAGGA
Molecule: messenger RNA, 1707 nt
Organism: Colossoma macropomum (tambaqui)
Lineage: Eukaryota; Metazoa; Chordata; Actinopteri; Characiformes; Serrasalmidae
Product: E3 ubiquitin/ISG15 ligase TRIM25-like
Exons: 2
Coding region: 54-1694 (546 amino acids)
Molecular function (GO): protein binding; zinc ion binding
Source: RefSeq, a predicted model, not a curated record